CAACGGAAAAUGUUGUUUAUUUUGUUUUUAUUUCUAGAUUUCCAUUUUUCUAUCUAAAAAUACUUUAAAUCAAAAAAAGUAACAUAGUACUUGAAUACCGUGUGUGAAUAUAACAUUUAACAAAAUGCAGAUGUCGUCUAGAUCAAAAAUCUCCGAACUUCAAGUAAUAAUUAGUAGGAUGCCACUGGAAGUGUGUUGUGUGACCGCUCUGCCAGAAUUCGGCAUCCGCUGGCGGGAUGUGUCCAAAGCUGUGCGUAACGCCCGGCUACCGAUGACGGCGGCGAGCGUCGCUCGAGUCCUGUGCAGACAUGUGGCCAAGUCUCUGCCUGCCGAGGAGUUGGAAGAUAUUGUUGCUAGACUGCGGUUAAAAUUGGCAGCCAGCCAGAGCCGAACAUGGCAUGUAAUAGAGCUAUCGGAGAAGACAAAUGAGGAUUCUGUCACGAUGCAGAUCCACACACUUGCAGCACGGGUGACGCAGGCUCUGAGAGGCCGCAGCCGGAACAUGAGACCGGAGGUGCAAUCUGUGCUGAUAGAUGACCUGAUGUACAUCAGCAUACAACUGGUGUCCGAGACCAAGUCAAGCUCGGUGUUGUUCGCGGCGACCCCGCCCGGGGAGCCUGUGGCUUUGGUCAGCUCACUUGGUGCUAGCUCCAUGCUGAAGGGCCUCGUUGAAGGCCUCGGCUACUCUAAAUAUGAGGAUGCGAAUCUGUACGGACGAGACAUACGCUCCCUACUGCGCAUCCACGACAGGGGUUGGAACGAGAACGCGGACCAUCUCACGCAAAUACCCGAUUAUCAACCUGCACCGGUUAUCACCAACUCGGGCAUAGACUACACGAACAAAACAUAUGACAGCGAAUACGUUGACAACUUAAUAGGACCCGACCCACCUUUAUUGACCGAUCUGAACAUAAGAACGACAAAAUCGUUCUUCGAUCCGUCUAGGCUGAACAAACAGAUCAAUUUGACGGUGCAACUGAAGAGCGAUGACGUGGCUAAGACGUUGAAGAAUUGGGUUAUGAAGAGUGCUUUGGCACCGACGUCGGAUUUCUUUCAGAUUUUCCAUCAGAUCAAGUCGAAUAAAGUCACGUAUUGUAGGGAAGAUUCGGAUUGAAGUUUUUUUUUUUUAAAUGUUUAUAAUUAAUGAAUUGUGUGUGUUUUUAAAUCGGUAAUGAGGAACAAAAUUCCCUGUAUGAACAUACAUAGAUAAAGGCAUGUCUAUAUUCCUUGCAGAUAGACUGACCCAACUCUUGAAAGGACUGAUAUGCCAUGUUCAGCUUUUUGGCUUGAUGAUGGAAUUGAGAUUCAAAUAUAGUGACAGACUGCAAGCCCAUCGCCUAAAAGAAACUCAAGUUUAUAAGCUUAUCCCUUAGUCGCCUUUUACAUCCAUGCGAAAGAGA
Molecule: messenger RNA, 1400 nt
Organism: Amyelois transitella
Lineage: Eukaryota; Metazoa; Arthropoda; Insecta; Lepidoptera; Pyralidae
Exons: 5
Coding region: 125-1114 (329 amino acids)
Source: RefSeq, a predicted model, not a curated record